CUUUGGUAUCGUUUGAAAAAUGAAUUGUAACCAUUGUUCGCUCAGAAGUUCUUCCCUUGGUAGUUGAAAUAAGACGGACUUAGUUUCACAACGUAGAACACAGGUUCUAGACAUGAUACACACGCAUCACGAAUGAGCGACAGUGUUUUGGGGGAGAAGAGACUAGUAGUGAAGUUUUCGAGGCAGUCCCAGCAAAACGUAGGCGGGGACUAUGUGUAGUGACGUAGAUACGCGGCGGUUAGAGACUCGGACUAGCUCAUGUCUUGUUUGCAUGAUUCAGAGUCGACUCCCAUUUUUACAAGCCAAUAACUUUGUUAUUUAUUCACCUUCGGACUUACAACUUGGCAGACAGCUUACUUUCAAACACGGCAACAUAACACACUGCAUGAAAUGUAAUUUUCAUGAUCUCAUGCUACUUACUCUUUAAGACUUCUUGUGCUUAAUAACUUUUUAAUAAUGUUAACAGUUUGUAUAAUAAGCAUUUUGCUACAUUAGUCCGGAAUCCAGACGUUACAUUCACACACCUUGCAUUCCCAAAAAGUUAAAAUGUAUGAUUUUAGAUUUGCUUAUGUGAGCAAACACAUGAUUGUAAGCAAUACCAUUUACACAUAUUCAUGUACUGUAAGACACACACACACACACACACACACACACACACACACACACACGCACGCACGCACACAAACACACAGAGUUGUUACAUCUGUAACCAGCCUUAAAUGUUCAGGACAUUCUUAACAUGACUCACAGGGAAUUUCACAUUUUCCAAACCCUAAGUUGAGCCACACUAACUAAACUCCUCCCUCUAGCAAACAGAGCUGGCAAAAAAUCUCCAUUUGACAAGAACACGUGAUAAUAUUUUACAUUACAGAUUUACAGAAACACUGUUUUCAACUCAUUGAAAACAUAAAGGUGUGUGUUUUUUUUGAUGCCAUAGAAGAACCUUUUGGUUCCAUAAAGAACCUUUAACAUUUGAAGAACUUUUCUGUUUCACAAAAAGUUCUUUGUGGCGAAAAAAUGUUCUUUAGAUUAUAAAAAGUAAGAAAGAGAUGGUUCUUUAAAGAAUCUUUUUUCUGGCUCUUCUAUGGCAUCGCUGUGAAGAACCUAUUAGCACCUUUAUUUUUAAUGCUGGGUUUACACCAAAUGCGAAUUAAGUGAUUUGCACAAGUAAAUUACAUACAAAGUCAAUGCAAAGACGCGACACAAUUGACACGAAUUGGGCGGCGAAAUUGCAGCGAACGUGCAUCAAAUGCGUCUUCGCCGCAAGUUAAAACAUUUCAACUCGAGCGAGAAAUUCGCGCGAAGAGCUCCUUGACACCUACUGUUUGAUGGGUCCGGACACGUGAAGACACUCCCCGUUGCGUGAUGUUUUUCGCGUCACUCACUCUGUUUUGUCAGUAAAAGGCUCUUUAAGCAGGGCUUGACAUUAAGCAUUGUCAUGUGGUUGUCCUUCGGACAAGUAAAUUUGUCGUUCACAUGUCAGAGUACAAAUAUUACUUGUCCGAAGAUAAAAAAUGGUAUUUCAUUUGAAGUGUCAAUAUAAUUGUUUGAGAUCCUGAUUGGUCUCAAGUUUGCUUAGAAGCGUUUUACCUAGUGUCCGCUGUGGACACCUAAAUUUGUUUAUACUCUCCAUGAUUGCUAUAGAACAAAGGCAAGCAGUGUCACGAACUGUGGCAGAAGAACCCAAGAGCAGGAAACGGCAGUGAAGGGGUUAACAAAACACUUUAUUUAACAAAACAAAGGAACAAAACAAAACACCCACGAGGGGGAAAAGGCGGACACUGUAACAAAACAAGAACACUAACAAAAACUUCCCACGAUGGGGCAAAACUAGAAAAUAACAAAACAGACUUACGACACAACGUCACAAAACAAGGCACGGAACAGGAACCAAGGUACACAGGUACAUGAGCACAAACGCAAUGCAUACACAACAUAGUACACACUAGGGUUGCACGGUGCACCGGUGCCACGGUAGGAUCGCGAUGCUAAAGCUUCAAAAUACUGGCGAUGCCACUGUGUUUUCAAAACGGUAGUAUCGAAAGUACGGUAGUACCGUAACUAAUGUUGCAAGUGCGCACGCAGUUACAUACAAACACCUGCAUUUUGUUCAUAUAUGUCUGCAAAAAUGUCUUUUGCAGUGGUGUGUAACCUUUCUGCUAUGCCCUUUAAGAGCGCGAAAUCCUGUGAAGGUCGCCUUAUAUGGUAUUAGUCAUUUUCCGGUCCGUCUGAUUCUACUUUAUUUUUCGAGCCUUUCCCUCGUAUGCCUAAAAUGGAUUCAAACACGACUUUUGAGCGUGAGAGUUUAUUAAAAAAGAGCAAUUCACGUAGUGAAAUCUGGAAUUUCUUUGGGUUUUUGCCUGAUGAGGCCAGAAAACCAAUCGACGACGAAAAACCAAUCUGCCGUCAGUGUCUCCAGAGAUUUCAGGCCAAAGGUGGAAACACCAGCAACCUCAUUAAACACCUCCGGACUCAUCCUGCUGCUUUUGCAGAAUACACAAAGAAUCAAAACGAUGCUGCUCUAAUCAGUGCCCAAAGCCAUACAGCUCAACCAGCUACCAGCAGGCUGCAACCUACAAUUGACAAGCUCUUUGAGAAAGCCAAGAAGUAUGAAUCAACGUCCAAAGAAGCAACUAUUCUAAACAGAGCAGUGACCGAGUUCAUUUGUAUGGACCAAAUCCCAAUAUACACUGUGGAAAAGUGUGGAUUUAAGCAGCUAGUAAGCAAACUCAACAGCAAAUAUGAGCUGCCCAGCAGAAACUUUUUUAUGAACAAGGAAAUACCAAAACUGUACACAGAAACUAGAGAGAAAGUAAAAGCAGAACUUGAAGGAUCUAGAUUUUAUGCCUGCACAACAGACUUGUGGAGCAGCAGAACAAUGCAGUCCUACAUGGCAGUAUCUGCUCAAUUUAUAAAAAAGGAUUGGCAGAUGGAGUCAUGGUGCCUGGGCUGUGCUGAACUUAAUAGUGACCACACAGCAGAAAGCCUGAGCGAGGCCUUUACUGAGAUGCUGAAAGAGCAGUGGGGCCUGGAUUUACACCACAUGGCAGGAAUUACUACUGAUAACGCUUCAAAUAACAAAAAGGCCUUCUCUGAUUAUAACUGGAUUCCAUGCUUUGGGCAUAAUAUUGACCUGGCAAUUCACAAGGGCCUCAAUGUUGAUCCUGUAGCAAAUACCUUGUCUCGGCUCAGAAGAACCAUCUCUGCUUUUUCAAGGUCCACCAAGCUGACAAGGCAGUUAAAGUCGAAGCAAGCUGACCUUAGUCUACCACUGCACAAACUGAUACAUGACGAACCUACACGAUGGGGGUCAACAUUCGAUAUGGUGGAUCGCUUUUUGGAACAGCAGCAAGCUGUUUAUGCUGUUUUAACUGAUAACCGAAAUAAAUGGCACCUCAUGCCAAAAGAAUCAGAUGUUACUACAAUGGAAGCACUGCAAAGUGUACUUGGACCCCUAAGGGUUUUCACUGAUGCACUAAGUGGGGAGCAGAAUCCCACAAUAUCCUCAGUCCUCCCACUGCUGUGGAAAGCUGAAUCAAUUUUGACUGUAUCUGCCUCUGACAGCAACCUAACUUCCAGCAUCAAGGGUUGCAUAAGGACUGAUUUGCAAAGCAGAUACAAUCAGGAAGAACUGCUAGCCACUUUGAGAUGUUCUACAUUUUUAGAUCCGAGAUUUAAAGACACUUUUGUGUUUAAUCUACAGCAGGUGGAAGCUCAGUUUCUGCAUCACAUGGAACAUAUGGUGGUACAUGCAGUCCCAUCAGUGGAGGUCCCAAAUCAGCAGCCUUGUACAAAGUCAGUGAUAAGUGGACUUUUGACAGGUAUCAUGGCUGAGAAAAGAGGAGCAACAUCACAUGCAGUUGGGGAUGAUGUUACAUUCUCUGGAGCAAACACACAGCUAAAGUUAAGGAGAGAACUGGAUGUAUACCAAAAACUUCCAGAGAUAGAUCCAGGAGACAGCCCACUCAGAUGGUGGAGAAUAAAUGAGGUCAGCUUUCCGGUCCUGUCAACGUUCGCAAGAAGAUACCUCUGUAUAUCUGCCACAAGUUGUGCAUCAGAGCGCAUUUUUAGUACGUCAGGCAACAUAUGUUCACCUCUUCGUGCAAGGCUGACGUCGCAUCAUGUAGAUAUGCUUGUGUUUCUUGCCAAGAAUUUAAUGCAGGUCAAGAAAUUAGAUACCUAAACUGGAAAAGCACUAGCAAUAAGUUGCACUAAGUUUGAAUUUGUCAUGUGAAGUUUUCUGAUGAAUGUUUAAAUUAUUCUCGAAAAAUUGUUCUAUUUAAUUUAAUGUCAUCUCAAUUUUAUGAAUUCUUGGUAUCCAAAAUGUAGUCAUUCAUGUUCAUUCUAAGACUCCUGAGUAGAUUCUGUCUGCAUGAUUUAAAGUAAUAUGUGGCCCAUUGUAAGACUGUAUGAUUGUUGUUUUCCAGUAGCUAGUCUACUUGAUAAAGUAUUCAGGAAAAAUUGUGGUCAGUUUCAUUUAUAUCUACACAUUUCAGAAAAAUUUGAUUCAUUUUGUAGAUUUGAAUUACGGAUUAACACAAUAGUGCAUGGCACCGUGAUACUACUUGGUAUCGUGGUACUUUACCAGGUAUAGUACCGUAAGCUGUAACAUGGGUAUCGUGACAACCCUACAUGGCAGUGCUGGUUUGUUUCAUAAGCACCAGCUCAUGUUAGCAGAUAUGUUAACGAUGGAUAUAAAAACGUUUGUGCUUGAGUUUCGAAGUAACUCGCUUGCAAUUGCGCCUCAAGUUUGUUUUGUUUAACCGGCGAUUGCGAAAAAAAAUAAGACACUUGAUAAACCGCGUGAUGACAACUCGAGGUUAGUUUCACCUUUGUUUCCGCUUCCAGUAAUGUUUUCCUCCUCAUGUCGAGUUUUCUUUGCCAAGUGCAGUAUGAAAUGGACUUUGUACUUUGACGCGCAUGAUAAAAGCUGCAC
Molecule: messenger RNA, 4936 nt
Organism: Triplophysa rosa
Lineage: Eukaryota; Metazoa; Chordata; Actinopteri; Cypriniformes; Nemacheilidae
Product: E3 SUMO-protein ligase ZBED1-like
Exons: 3
Coding region: 2264-4183 (639 amino acids)
Molecular function (GO): DNA binding; protein dimerization activity
Source: RefSeq, a predicted model, not a curated record